Molecule: messenger RNA, 1255 nt
Organism: Musa acuminata AAA Group (dessert banana)
Lineage: Eukaryota; Viridiplantae; Streptophyta; Magnoliopsida; Zingiberales; Musaceae
Product: phytochrome-associated serine/threonine-protein phosphatase-like
Exons: 10
Coding region: 151-1059 (302 amino acids)
Cellular component (GO): cytoplasm
Molecular function (GO): protein serine/threonine phosphatase activity
Source: RefSeq, a predicted model, not a curated record
CUAGAAAAAAAAAAGGGCUCGCACAGCACGGCGGAGUCUAUACAUCCAUUGGCCCCUUUGCACAAACUCUUCGACUUGGGUUCCCCCUCUUUUCCUAAAUCGACGAAGGACGAUACCGGACGAAUCCACCGGUUUCCUGCGUUCUCCGUGAUGGAAUUGGAUCAGUGGAUCGCGAAGGUGAAGAAAGGGCAGCAUCUGGAGGAACACGAGCUACAACUCCUCUGCGAAUACGUUAAGGAGAUUCUUAUUGAGGAGUCAAAUGUACAGCCGGUUAAUAGCCCUGUAACUGUUUGUGGUGACAUCCAUGGUCAGUUUCAUGAUCUAAUGAAACUUUUUCAAACUGGAGGUCAUGUUCCUGAGACAAAUUACAUAUUCAUGGGUGACUUUGUUGAUCGUGGUUAUAACAGUCUGGAAGUUUUCACAAUUCUUUUGCUUUUGAAAGCCAGGUACCCUGCAAAUAUCACUCUUUUACGUGGCAAUCAUGAAAGCAGGCAAUUAACACAGGUGUAUGGAUUUUAUGAUGAAUGCCAGAGAAAGUAUGGGAAUGCAAAUGCAUGGCGGUAUUGCACAGAUGUUUUUGACUACCUUACUCUAUCAGCAAUCAUAGAUGGAACUGUGCUUUGUGUCCAUGGUGGCCUUUCACCAGAUGUGCGAACAAUUGAUCAGAUAAGGGUUAUUGAUCGCAACUGUGAAAUUCCUCAUGAAGGUCCUUUUUGUGAUCUUAUGUGGAGUGAUCCAGAGGAGAUUGAUACAUGGGCUGUCAGCCCUCGAGGUGCAGGUUGGCUCUUUGGAUCAAGGGUGACAGCAGAGUUUAAUCACAUAAACAAGCUUGAUCUUGUUUGUCGGGCACAUCAGCUGGUCCAGGAAGGCCUGAAGUACAUGUUUGACAAAGGGCUUGUAACUGUUUGGUCCGCGCCUAAUUAUUGUUACAGGUGUGGGAAUGUAGCUUCCAUAUUGAGUUUCAAUGAAAAAAUGGAAAGAGAGGUGAAGUUCUUCACUGAAACUGAGGAGAAUAAUCAAAUGCGAGGGCCGAGGACGGGGGUUCCUUACUUUCUUUAAGGCAGAUGACAGAUUGUUUGAUUUCAUUUCUGUACCUCGUAAAUUCAUGCCACAGACAUGAGCGUGAACCUGUAAGACGAGCAUUGUAAGAGUUCGACGGGCUUCAGAUACGUUGAUUAUUGCUGAUCAGAUCCUAACAUAUGUUGGAAGCUGAUUGGUUUAGCUGCAUAUAUUUUGUAUUAUGAUACUUGCUACA